Molecule: messenger RNA, 3207 nt
Organism: Diaporthe amygdali
Lineage: Eukaryota; Fungi; Ascomycota; Sordariomycetes; Diaporthales; Diaporthaceae
Exons: 3
Coding region: 1-3207 (1068 amino acids)
Source: RefSeq, a predicted model, not a curated record
AUGUCGGAAAUGUGGUGGACGACAGAGAAGGGCCUCUUGCCCAACUUUAUCAAGAGAGAAAGAUUAAACCAGACCGAGCCUUUCUUCGUGGUAGCCAGUCCCGAAGGUAUUGUGCUGGAAUUGAGCUAUGCAGACAUCGACAAUGCGGCCAACAGAGCGGCGUGGUUUCUGUCCAAGAAUUUAGGACAGGAUGAAGACAAAUUCUUUUACAUGGGUCGAAUGGACCUGAGAUACUACAUCUGGGCACUGGCAGCCAUGAAGGCUGGAAAAUGCGCUGUACUGCCUUCACCUAGUAACACCGUCAACGCGAACCAGAUGCUCUUCCAAGAUGUGGGCGCAAAGACCAUGUUCUUUAGCAGCGAGAACUUCGACAUAAUAGAAGCAUUGCACGCCGCGACCAAAAAUGACAUGCGAUGGGUUGAGGUGCCAAAGUACGAGGACUUCCUGAGCAAGGAAAGGGUCGAGGAUUUCCCGUUCACAUACACUUUUGAGGAAGUCAAGAACAAGCCAUUCAUCGGCCUUCACACAUCCGGCACGACUGGCCAUCCAAAGCCGAUCUACUGGACACACUCGGCCAUUCCUGUCUUUGCCUCCCAAGUCGACCGCAAUAUUCGCCCGCCUGGCUCUUCGGAUGAGCUCGUGUACGAGCAACUUUGGUCCGGGACAAGGCUUUUUAUGUCCUUCCCUUUUUACCACGCUGGCGGUAUGAUUGGAUUCCUAUCAAGUAUACUCGUCGGCGCAAAGACAAUGAUCGUCCCUGUCCCAGGCACUCGAAUCACGUCCGAGAACGUGGCUGGCAUGCUGCAGCUCACCCGCCCCGACUGCGGAAUGUUCGCGCCGUCUGUCCUGGAGAACAUGCUGAAGUACCAGCCUGGCAUGGACGCACUGUCCAAGAUCAAACACAUCGCCUACGGCGGAGGACCGAUGAACCCCAUCUCAGGCAACAAGAUCGCAGAGCUCGUUCCACACUUGAUAAACUUUAUUGGGUCAACGGAAGCUUCUUUGUACCACACUGAUGCCACGACGGACAACAAGUACUGGAACGCUUUCAAGUUCAUCGAGAUGGGCCAGCGGAUGGAAGAGACCGAGCCCGGCCUGUACGAGCUGGUGUACCCUCGGACGGAGCUGAUCGAGAAGACACACAUGAUCUUCCACAGCUACCCGGAGCUGAAGGAAUACAGAACCAAGGACCUGUUUUCACCUGUCGACGACUCGGGGUGGUGGGUCUACAGGGGACGUGCUGAUAACUGGAUCGCUAUGAGCAACGGCCUGAAGUUCGACCCCAAGAACAUGGAGGAUAAGAUCGGCGGGCAUCCCGAUGUCAGCGCAGUAAUGCUCGCAGGAGAGCGUCGGUUCAGGCUCUGCCUGCUAAUCGAGCUGGAUGAGAGAUGCUACCCAGAACAGCCAUUCGAGUCCGCGGAGGCCGAGUCGAGGUGGAGGGAAGCAGUUCUGGCCAAGCUGUGGCCUACGAUCGACGAGGCGAACCACCAGGCGCCCAAGUUUGGCCGUGUGCCCAAGGAGCUCGUCCUCUUCGCCAGCAAGGACAAGCCUUUCUCAAGGUCGCCCAAGGGAAGUAUUCAGAGACGACUGACUGUAUCAUAUUACCAGAAGGAGAUUGAAGACCUGUACAGCCAGUCUGAGCAAGGCCUACUGACGAGCGGCCUGCCCCCUCUGAAGUCUACCUCCGCCGAGGACCUAACUCCAUUCCUCAGGGAACUGUACGCCCAGACCCUGGAGCACGAAGAGCUCCGGGAAGAUGACGACGCCUUCUCAUUCGGCAUGGACUCGUUCGCGGUAGCGUCGCUAUCGUCACGGCUGAAGGCAGCCCUGAGAGCUUUCGGCACGCCUGAGCACAAGCUGGGCCAAAUCGGCAUUCGACUGAUGUACACCGCUCCCACGCCUCGGAAGAUGGCAAACAUCCUGUCAAACAUGCUCUCCGAGACGAACGGCAACGGCAACGUGGAAGGCGCCAACGAGGCGGUGGAGAUGCUGGACAAGUACGAGGCUGAGGUGCAAAAGCUCGUCGAGAAAAGAGUGCAGCUGAACGGACUGAACGGAUACACCAACGGCCACGCCCCAGGGCAGGUCAUCGCAGUGACGGGCACGACGGGCUCUCUGGGGAGCUACCUCCUCGCGACGCUACUCGCCAGGCCGGAUGUUAAUAAGGUGAUCUGCCUUAACCGCGCCGCCGACGCCAAGGAGAGACAGAUCAAGGCGCUGGCCUCCAGGGGCCUGCCGGCCCUGCAGCCCGCCAUCGACCAGGGCCGGGUGGUGUUCAUGAGGAUGGACGUCGCGGCGCCCAAGCUCGGCCUCAGCGAAGACGAGUACGCGCUCCUCAUCCGCGAGACGACCUCCAUCAUCCACAACGCCUUCCCCGUCAACUUCCUCAUGACGGUGGCGCAGUUCGAGCCCCAGUUCGUCGGCACGCUCAACCUCCUCGAGGUCGUCCUCAACGGCAAGAGACACCCGUCCUUCCUCUUCAUCUCCAGCAUCGGCGCCUCGGUGCGCAGGACGAACCCCAGGAACCCGGUGCCGGAGAUCAUCUUCGACCGCGACGAGGCGAAGGACCUCGCGCUCGAGGGCUACGGCUCGGCCAAGUUUGUGUGUGAGCGAAUGACGCACCAGUUCACCGUCUCGUGCGCAAAGGCCGGCCUGUCGUCGGCCGCCGCCGUGCUGCGCGUGGGCCAGGUGGCAGGCCCGCUGGCAGGCGGCGGCGCGUGGAACAUCUGGGAGUGGCUGCCGUCCGUCGUCGUCAGCUCCAAGUUCCUCGGCGCGGCGCCCGCGACCAUCGGCCAGAAGGUAGACUGGAUUCCCGUUGACGAGCUGGCCAAGAUCACGAGCGACCUCGUCGACGCCGUCGAGAAGCACAGGUCCGAGGCCGAGGUCACCUCAGUUUAUAACGUGGUGAACCCGCAGGUCACUACGUGGGAGAAAGAGUUGCUCCCUGCGGUGAGAACCCUUACGUCCGAGGUUGUGCCACUUGAGGAGUGGCUGGACCGUUUGGACAAGACAAAGGACACGAGUGCCCAUGUCCUGGACAAGAACCCUGGUGCGAAGCUGGCGGACUUCUAUAAGGGGUUCCUGUCCACUGAAGCUAGCAUGAACUUCGCCACCGACGAGCUGGUUCGCGACAGUGCCACAGCGGCUAGCUUGGGUCCCAUAACGCAGAAGAACAUGGUGGGCUGGAUCAAGACUUGGGGAUUGUAG